CGCCUCGGCCCUGGGCGACAGGACCCGUGCGCAUCAUGCACUGCGGGGACUGUGGGCUCUGCAACGCAUGAUCCACCCUCCUGUUGGGGAGCAGUGGAGGAUCAAGAUCCCCAUCCUGCUCAUGACUAUGGAAGGAACUGCUCAGACCUGCCAGGACAACGUGUGGUGGGAGCACCUGCUGCUGAAGGUACAGGACGGCUCACAGAGCUGUUACGGCAGCCAGGCAAACCGUGGAGGGCUGUCUGGGCAGGGGGGGUUCCCUCAAACCGCAGGGAAAUGAGGUGCUGAGUGUCAAUAAGACAGGAGGAGUCCAACUUGGAAGGUUUGCCAGUCUCCUUGAGUCUGGCUUGACAUCCAGAGUUGUCAUUUGGGAUCGUUCAGCCUUUCCAUAGUGUCUUUGAGCUGAAGUGGAAGGGGACGAGGCCUUGCUCGGGGCCUCUUGGGUGUUAGAAAGGGCACAGCAGAGGAGGAGGAAGACGACUCAGCCCAUGCACCCGUCCCUUUGCUUCCCUUCACUCGGACCCUCAGUUCCUGAACAGGACACUGCAGACCAUUGAUGAUGGUGCCUGGAGCAAAGAGCUAAUCCUGGAGCUGCAGCUGCAGACAGCCAGCUACGCCUGCUCCUCCCCGGAGAUGGUGCGUGCUGUUGGUGAAGCCUGGGUUGCUGCACCUGUUUCGCAGUGCUGGGGCAAGAAGGCUGCAGAAACUUUCUCUCCAGAGUUUGUGCUUUUCCAAUCUAUUUUCUUGAUCCAAGGCAUGGUCCUUGGUCCUCUACCCACUCACUGCCCCAAAGGGAGCUGCUCGGAGGGGCUGUCCCUGCCUUUACUUGCCAGUUCCCUGCACAGAGUGGGGCAUUUGCUGGGUGCUGGGGCUGGGCUCUCUUGGUCCUUCCUGGGGACGGGCUGUUUCUGGGCUGCUCUUGUCCCAAGUAGCAGGCUGCUGUGUUCCCAGCUCUUUGGUGAUGUUGGUCUCCUUCCUUCAGACUUUCCUAUAUAAGGCACUUGGUACCACGCUGGCCUCUUGCCAGGAUGUUGCCUACGUGAAAUUCCAGCUCUAGAAAUUUCUGAAGGACACAGAUUACAUGGACGCUUCGGAGAGAGAGCAAGUCGUGAGCAUCCUGGCUUUCUCAGCCAAGGGCCACCUGGACCUCACCCUGAGCACCCUGGAGGACUUUGGUGCUGCCAUAAGUAAAGUGCAAGUGUCUGGGAUCAUCAGCCUCCUGCAGGACUUUCACCAGGGGAGAAGAGGCAGGACCCACAGGGCCUUGAUCCUGGCCUACAGCCAAAUUGCUUUGCAUGCCCCCCAAAUGCACCUGCUCCCCCGCGUGGAGCGUGACAUCACCAGGAGGGUCCUGCAGCACUACAUGAGCAGCUGCCAGGUGCUUGGCAUCACCAUCCUCAAUAAGGACCUGGACUUAAAGCUGACCCUCAUCCGGUCAGUCACUGAGAUCAGCCGUGCCAUCCAGGACGCUGACGGCUCCCAGAGCUUCCAGUUCACGUACAAAGAGGAGCUGCUGGGGUACAUGCUGGACUUCAUAAAAGAGGAACCGAUGGAUUCCCUGUCCUCUCCUGUUCGCCUCACGGCCAUGCUUGCCAUUAAGCACAUGAGCAAGGUGAAACCCUCCCUGAAUCGGGAUGCAAACAGAAGCCUACUUGAAACCUGCCUCAGGUGCCUGGUACCUCUCCCAGCUGUGCAGCACCUGAGACAGGAGGGGGAGACAGCUCAGGACUCGUUGCAAAUACAGUCCUUGCAUGAGUUGUCCAUGCAGGCCUUGGGCAAGCUCAUGAGAGGCCUCCUUGAAGAAGACCCCACUGAGAGCUGGGUUAUGGAGAUGUUCCACCUUCUUGAGCCAUAGCUUUCAGUUGACAAGGAGUGGGAGAGGGACAAGGCCUUGCAGGGCAGUGCCCAGCUGCUUGCUGCCUGUCAAGAGGCCGUCUAC
Messenger RNA from Alligator mississippiensis (American alligator), 1939 nucleotides. RefSeq names its product maestro heat-like repeat-containing protein family member 2B. Gene Ontology annotation, cellular component: cytoplasm. The coding region runs from base 1082 to 1855 and encodes 257 amino acids. NCBI's taxonomy places the organism in Eukaryota, Metazoa, Chordata, Crocodylia, Alligatoridae. The record is from RefSeq and is a predicted model, not a curated record. The transcript has 10 exons.